UUUGCCGCAAACAACAUGAGAGUGGGCCUUCUUUUGCUAUUCUCUUGGUCCUAGUAUCGUAUGCGGGUUGUGUGGGUUAGUUCUCUUUUUCCCCAGUAUGAGAGGCUUGUUCUUGAAUCGGGCAUUGUGCUUUUGUUCUCUCUUCCCCUCGUAAUCUCUCUAGAUUUGGUUGCGGAAAUCAGCAUUUGAUGGGAUCUAUGCUCGGCGACUGGCCGUCAUGUGACCCUCACAACUUCAGCAAACUUCGACGGGCCGAUCCUUCCAUUCCUUCAAGAAUGAUGCCUGCAACUUAUCAUCGUACUCACAGCCGCACCCUUCCACCACCUGAUCAAGUGAUAACUACUGAAGCCAAAAAUAUCCUUUUGAGACACAUCUAUCGGAGUGCUGAAGAAGAGAAUGAUGUAACAAGUUCUUCAUCUCAUAUCUAAUUGAGACCAAAGAGAGCUGCGACGAAACAUCUUAUACCCGAGCAUGGAUGCAAGCAACCGAGGGCAACUUCCUACUGAGCUCUUCUUUCCAAAGGAAUGAAGGGCAUUUGCAUAUUCACUAUUGUAAGCUGCUUAGCUAGAACUGAGAACUGAGAAGUGUAAAUUUUGUGCGUAGAAAUCAAAUUUUAUUUAGAGAGAGAGAGAUAUAUAUAUAUAUAAGUACAGUUGGGUGAUCCCUGUGAUAGUUUACAAGGAAUGGAGUGAUUAGAGAGAUAUUUACCUUUUUAUUCCAUUCACGUAAA
Molecule: messenger RNA, 730 nt
Organism: Carya illinoinensis
Lineage: Eukaryota; Viridiplantae; Streptophyta; Magnoliopsida; Fagales; Juglandaceae
Product: DET1- and DDB1-associated protein 1-like
Exons: 4
Coding region: 189-428 (79 amino acids)
Biological process (GO): positive regulation of proteasomal ubiquitin-dependent protein catabolic process
Cellular component (GO): Cul4-RING E3 ubiquitin ligase complex
Source: RefSeq, a predicted model, not a curated record